This is a messenger RNA of Akanthomyces muscarius, 246 nucleotides long. RefSeq lists its product as uncharacterized. NCBI's taxonomy places the organism in Eukaryota, Fungi, Ascomycota, Sordariomycetes, Hypocreales, Cordycipitaceae. The transcript has 2 exons. The record is from RefSeq and is a predicted model, not a curated record. Bases 1 to 246 code for a protein of 81 amino acids.
AUGUCUUCCAACCAGACCCUUGACACCUCGAAGCUUUCUACUGCUCCUACACAAAAUGUCGAGACGCAACAGCGCCGCUGUAGCAAGUCUCCUGAUCCUGCCCACGAGCCUGAUGCCAGCACUUGCGCUCCCAGCCAAAUGCGCGAGCACCUUGGCCCUCCCGAGAUUACGCACGAGUACCCCGAGGACAGCACGCACCGCAGACACUCCUCUGCCUCUGCUCAGCAGGCGCACUUUAUGAAAUAA